Molecule: messenger RNA, 604 nt
Organism: Trypanosoma conorhini
Lineage: Eukaryota; Euglenozoa; Kinetoplastea; Trypanosomatida; Trypanosomatidae
Product: 60S ribosomal protein L13a
Exons: 1
Biological process (GO): negative regulation of translation; translation
Cellular component (GO): ribosome; cytosolic large ribosomal subunit
Molecular function (GO): mRNA binding; structural constituent of ribosome
Source: RefSeq, a predicted model, not a curated record
GCAGUUCCUCCGCAAGCGGAAGCUGUCAAACCCGAAGCUUGGCCCCUUCCACCACCGCAGCCCCUCUGACAUCUUCCUGCGUACGGUGCGCUCCAUGCUGCCCCGCUACACCAAGCGCGGCCAGAAGGCGCUGCGCCAGCUCGUCGCGUACGAGGGCGUUCCCACGAAUGUUGUGCGCACCGGUGGCCGUGUGGUGAUCCCCCAAGGCGCAGCGUCACUACUGCUACCGCGGCGAGCGUCCCUACACGGUGCUGGGCAACAUGUGCAAGCACGUUGGCUGGAAGUACAGCGAUGUGGUGAAGAAGCUCGAGACUGCCCGCGUGGAGAAGGCAACCCGCCACCACAAGAGGACGGAGAAGCUGCGCGUCGCCUGGAAGACCGCUCGCAAGGAGGCCCUUGCAAAGGUCUCCAAGAACAACCUGCAGGUGCUGAAGAAGUUCGGCUACGCGUAAGUUUCUUGGCGGCUUUUCUCAUUCGUCCGGCACUCGUGGUGGGUUGGGAUUAUGCGAUGGUGCAUGAAGAGAGCCCAAAGUUUCACUCAAUUCAUUUUUCUCAUUUCCCUCAAUCUCGUUUUUCUUUUGUUUUUUUUACGCUUAUUUUUUAA